Pseudovirgaria hyperparasitica is the source of this 702-nucleotide messenger RNA. RefSeq names its product O-methyltransferase. Bases 1 to 702 code for a protein of 233 amino acids. NCBI's taxonomy places the organism in Eukaryota, Fungi, Ascomycota, Dothideomycetes, Acrospermales, Acrospermaceae. The transcript has a single exon. The record is from RefSeq and is a predicted model, not a curated record. Gene Ontology annotation, molecular function: S-adenosylmethionine-dependent methyltransferase activity; O-methyltransferase activity.
AUGGCUCACGAAAAAGAUCCACGCUGGACGGCAGUCGACGAAUAUGUCAAUGCCAACCUCCUGGCCGACGCGAAACUCAACGGCGCACUCGAGGAAGCGCUUAAGCGUACUCGAGCACAACGGCUCCCUGAUAUCGCCGUCUCCGCUGCGCAGGGCAAGUUCCUCCAGCUCCAGUGUAAGCUCAUUGGUGCAAGAAACGUUCUCGAGGUUGGAACACUGGGCGGCUACAGCUCAAUUUUCCUUGCAGCCACAAGCCCAGAAAUCCGAGUGGUCACGGUCGAGGUCAAUGAGCACCACGCCGCCGUUGCGAGAGAGAACAUUGCAGCUGCCGGCUAUGCAGAUCGUGUGGAGGUGAUUGUCGGCGCUGGUAGAGACGUCUUGCCAGAACUGCUCGCUAAUGUCAACGCUGGAAAGCGUGAAAAGUUCGACUUCGUCUUCAUUGACGCGGACAAGCCGAACAAUUGGUUCUACUUCGACACGGCAGUAAAGAUGUGCAGACCGCGAGCGCAGAUCAUUGUCGACAAUGUGAUACGAGGAGGAAGGUUAGCAAAUCCGGAAGCCUUUGAGGAUCCCAGUGUUGCAGGAUCGCGUGAGGUGAUUGAGAAAGUUGGGAGGGAUCCUAGAGUUGAUGCUGUCGCACUUCAGACGGUUGGCGAGAAAAGCUAUGAUGGGAUGCUCAUUACUGUUGUCAAGGAUACUUGA